Messenger RNA from Anastrepha obliqua, 3520 nucleotides. RefSeq names its product phenoloxidase-activating factor 3-like. Bases 210 to 1547 code for a protein of 445 amino acids. Gene Ontology annotation, biological process: proteolysis. Gene Ontology annotation, molecular function: serine-type endopeptidase activity. The transcript is spliced from 6 exons. The record is from RefSeq and is a predicted model, not a curated record. Lineage: Eukaryota; Metazoa; Arthropoda; Insecta; Diptera; Tephritidae.
UGCCCCUGAAAUAAGUCGUGAGCGCUCAGGCCAACGGUGCGUCGUAUUUCAUUUUUUAGGAAAUAUUAAUUCUGAUUUAAUUUUGUAAUAUGAAUUCGUGCAUAUAAUUGUAUACUUCGUACUUGUUUUUUUUAUUAUAUUAAAGUAAAUAUUAAUAUUAAAGUGAAUUGUGCGAUAUUCAGCAACAAAUUCGAAUAUUAAGUGCAAAAAUGACUACGCUUUGGUUCUACACAAUUUGGAGCGUCUCGCUGUCUUGCGUCUUCGUUGCCACAAUUGCCCAGCACAGAUGUCGACAAGGUCCUAAUAUUUCAGGGACAUGCAAACCAUUUGCCGAUUGUGCUGUGCUAAGGGAUCGCAUCAUUUUUCCGGAUAGGGAUUGCGAGUCCGGUACUAUUUGUUGUCCUGAUGAUGAUACAAAACCAGCAGAGCCUAAGCCCACCAAUUUGAUAAUUUUGCCUAUGGCUGCGUCAAUAAACACUAUUCGGCCAGUUGUGACACAAACCUCUACAAUAGCCCCGACACAUCCGACGGCUAUUCCCGAAAAAGUACGCAUUUUCGAUGAAGAAUUCUACAGACGCUUGGGGUUGGCCUACGGGGAAAAAUAUGAUAUAUAUCACAAGUUACCACCUACUAGCGAUAAUACUGAAGAUGAUAAUAUUUUAAGUACAACAACAACACCAGCGGAUAUCCCAACUCUACCACACUACGAAGAGAAUUUGCAUCCACGUGGUUUAGCGAUAUUAAGUUCGCAAAAAUGUGGAUUUGUUUAUGCUAAUAAAAAUCUUAGCGCCGGCGGCGAAGAUGCGAGUAUACUUGAAUAUCCUUGGAUGGCGUUGUUGCAGUAUAACAGUCGCCGUUUCGCUUGUGGUGGUUCAUUGGUCACCGAUCGUUGGGUGCUGACGGCAGCCCAUUGCAUAAAUGCGGACAUAACCAGAGUCCGCCUGGGCGAGUACGAAGUUUCAGAAAAUACCAAGAGAGACUGUGUCCGUGGAAAUGGAGUCAAUGAAUGCACCCAAUAUAUUGAUGUUAGGAUAAGUAGCACGAUAAUCCAUCAGGAUUACCAACCGGCAACUGGUUUCAAGGAUAUUGCACUAAUUAAACUAAAAAACAAAGUUCGAAGGAAUAAAAAUAUUAAACCGAUUUGCUUGCCGUUUAAAAGAGAAUUCUUCAGUGCACCGUUUGAUCAAAAUGUUUUGACAAUUGCCGGUUGGGGUUUAACGGAAAAGGGUUUCUCCUCGGCUGUUCUGAAAAGGAAUACCAUUACUCAGCGCCCGCGUGCAGUAUGUCAACUUGCCUAUCCAGACGCGGAUGUAAAUCGAACGAUGAUUUGUUUAGGCGGCAGCAAUGAACUACCUGCCAACUGCAAUGGAGAUCCGGGUGGCCCAGUAUUUUGGCUAGUGGAAGAUAAGUUACCGUUUUACACACAAAUAGGCAUUAUGCCAUUGGGUAUGAACAAAUGUGGUGGCGAAGAAAGCUCUUCCUAUUAUGCUGAGAGCGUCGCCCAUUCAAUGGAUUGGAUAACAAGAGUUAUUGGCGAAGCCAAGUGAAGUCUGAGGCAUACAAAAGAAAAGUAUUUAUAUCCCAAAAUUGAUAAGUAAAAAAAAUAGAAAUAAAAAUAAAAAUUACUUAAAAUAUUUUAUAUAUAAUUUGGAUGAAGUGAAAUUACUUGCGGCCUAUACGGUCAUUAAACUUGAACGAAAACGUCUGUGAUUUCGAUAUUUGAAGUAGCUGCCAAAUCCGUUUAUUACGUUGGUGGUGAAGAUGCGGUUGAGACAACACCAGUUUUUGCGUCUGAUCUGAUGCUGCGUACACGCCUCAUUUGGGCUUCCAAGCGAUUGGAUUUGGUUAACGGCUUUAAGCAGGGAUCCUUUUAAAUAAUUAUGGAUAACAAAAAAAAGUUAAUGAAUCUUGAGCUGUGAGUUGAAGCUGACCCCACUAUUCAGAAAUUCUCCUAAAAAAGAUGUCACUGAAUGAUGGAGAGAAUGGCAGCAUAUCCAAAAAUGAAUGAAGGCUUGUGAUCUGGACCAUUUUUGCGGCAUUUAUGAAAAUCUGAGUCCAAUCACGCGUUGUAAAAUAGCUGAAUUAUAGGAUGACUUGUUCACGAAAGUUGUUUGUGCCGACGAGCGAUUGGCAUCAGGGUACAAGUAGGCCCUAGCGUUAGUGGAAGGGGUGCACAGUUAGAGUAAGUAAGACAAAAAUGAUUUAUAUGAGCAUUCGCGUGCUCGUGUCAUGCUUCCUUCUGAAUAAUCUUUGCGGCAAUGCGAGGCUUCUGACAUGUAACUGAAAGAAUGUUAUCUUCAAGAAAACCGUAGACCUCUAUUGUUUUCGUCACAUAUUGCUGGGAAAAAUUUCGCUCACAUUACUCGCUACUACUACUCAAGAUGCCAGAAAUUGAGGCCCUGUCCGUCAAUUCCAGGAAACAUAUACGCGUGAGAAGACUUCUUGGCUGCCAACUGCUCCGACAACGCAUCCUCUGCAAUGAAACCUACUAUCAGCUACUUGAGCGAGCGUGAACUUCAGUACGACACACCAGACUGUCAGAAAACUAAAGCGGUAACGUCUGGCGCAGACCAGGGAUCUUUUCUCGGUCUGAGGAUGUGAGCUACGACGUUAUCCUGAGUAUAGAAAUGCCAGAAAACACUACUUCGUGAUAAAUGUGGACGAUAUAGCGGCGCCCAUAACAGCUCGAGAUACCGAGGAUGCCAGGAGGAAGCUGAACCAAUUCAUGUUAAGGACCCAAUUUUGGCUUGAGGACCAUGGCCUGGAGUUCGCCAAACAUAAGACCGAAAUAAUUCUGAUGACACGAGGACACAUGCCAGUCGAGGUCAGCAUGCAACUAGGCGACACAUCCCUGGUGACUCAAAAAGUGGUAUAAUACCUAGGUAUUCAACUAGAUUGCAGGCGUAUGCUCUGUGCUUAGAUACAGCACGCAGCUGUUAAAGCAGCGAACAUCAGAUGAAUGCUGAGCAGACUAAUGCCGAACAUCGGUAGACCAAACCGUGCAGCAGUGGCAAAGCCGAGUGGACACUGAACCGAGUGGAAGAUGGACGGUGAAGCUCAUUGCUACAAUAGGGAAAUGGGUUCAAAGGAAAUUUGGGAAAGUGGGCUAUUUCAUGGCUCAUUUCCUCUCGGGCCACGGAUACUUCCAAAAAUAUCUAUACCACAUGGGUUAGGUAAGUGACCCCAGGUGCAUAUAUUGCGAAGCACCGAGCGAUGAUGCCGAACACCCGUUAUUUAAUUGUGAUAGAUGGCUCGCGGGAAGAAACCCUAUUAGGGAGCAGAUUGGCGAAAUUGCUUGAGCAAUGUGAUCGGCAAAAUACUAGAACGUGAGGAUAACUGGACACAGACGGAGACAGAAGGCGAGCGUAUAGCAUGAAGGUGGCUAUAAGCAUAAGCAAAAUUUUUUUAAAAUAAAGUCUUCAAGUGCUAAAACAGAUUUGUAUAUUACAAAAAUAUAGUAGUUUAAAAUUAAUAAAAAAAAAUUUAAAUCAAUAAAGUGUACAUCUCGAAGCUUAAGGAA